Homarus americanus (American lobster) is the source of this 4188-nucleotide messenger RNA. RefSeq names its product relaxin receptor 1-like. Gene Ontology annotation, biological process: G protein-coupled receptor signaling pathway. The record is from RefSeq and is a predicted model, not a curated record. Bases 371 to 2728 code for a protein of 785 amino acids. NCBI's taxonomy places the organism in Eukaryota, Metazoa, Arthropoda, Malacostraca, Decapoda, Nephropidae. The transcript has 21 exons. Gene Ontology annotation, molecular function: protein binding; G protein-coupled receptor activity. Gene Ontology annotation, cellular component: membrane.
ACUCGACACACGCCCACCAGCUCCCGCUGCUCUCACUGCCUCACACACACGCCUGUCGUUGCCAGCCCGCUCGCCCCUCACACUCAACCUCCGGAGAGUUCACAUGGCCGUCGAAGUACUCCACCCACCUGACUUAAAAGAAAGUGCACUGAUGAACGAAAAAGAAAACUCUAAUGAGGAAAAAUAAUUGUUAAUGAAGAUAAUAACUUAUCAUGUUGGUUUUAAGUUAGUGAAACUAUUAAGAAUAGUGAAAUAAAUGAUAAUAAGAAUAAGACGUUAAAUUAUAAAAAUAAAACGACGUAAACUGAAAUAAUAUAAUUUGUGAAGAAUUAAGGAAGGUAAAUACUUGAAUAAGGACACUCACACGACGAUGGAAUGUCAUGGCUCUAUCUUGCUCUCACGACGCCACUUCAUGCUCACUCCUGCCGUACUUCUGGCUCUUUUCCACCUGAGUGUGGCAGGCGGAGGCAGCGGAGGCAGUGGAGAAGGCGGCAUUGUGUGCGAGCCCGGGUGGUUCCCCUGCGACACAGAGGUCAAGUGUGUGGAGAGGAGGUUCAUCUGUGACCGCUAUUAUGACUGUCCAGACCGAAGCGACGAGUGGAACUGUACUGACCAUCAUGUGGACGACUUCGUGGAUAUGUUGUACCGUAAGCGACCUGAUGAGGACUCGGAGAAGAGGCAGGGAGAGUGCGAGCUAGAUGAGCCGCCUCUGGUGUGCCGAUGUGCAGACUUCAGCCUCUUCUGCGAGUCACGGGAUUUAACGCAGAUUCCCACACCCCUGCCGGACUCCGCUCGCUACCUCGACAUAUCUGGGAACUUAGUGGAAGAACUAGACGCCUCCACCUUCUCGCCGCUACCGGAGCUGCAAGUACUAGUGGUGAUCCAGGCAGGCGUCACAGGUCUCAGACGCGGCGUGUUCUCUUCCAUGGCCCAGAUUCACGAAAUUCACUUCACAGGCAACGACCUUCAUACCCUGGAGAAUGGCACAAUGGAAGGCACCAGUUCACUCUCUCACCUACAGCUGAGCAGCAACAAUAUCAGUGAUCUGCCUGACGGGUUUUUCGUCCACAACACCAACCUGCAGAGGCUUGAACUCAAUGACAACAACCUGACAGAGUUGCGUCCAACCAUGUUCCUGGGUCUCAAAAAUUUGCUAAAUCUGUACAUCGAGAGGAACAAGAUGGAGUACCUGUUAGAAGAGGUGUUCUGUGAGAUGCCCCGCCUUCAGUUCCUGUACCUGGGCACAAACCACCUGCGGACCGUCGCACCUGGCACCUUCAUCACCCUCACCUAUCUACACCUGCUAUCCUUGGAGAGGAACCGCCUUACUACACUGCUCAACGGGACCUUCGCUGGUUUGGGCCUCUUGAAGACCAUUAUCCUACAAGACAACGGGCUGAGGUACAUCGAGCCUGGAACCUUCAGUGACCUGGUGUCCGUCGAGUCUAUGAACCUUGAGGGUAAUGAUUUAGAGGAUUGUCCCGAGACUGCUGUGUUUCAAGACAUGACCAACCUCGAGUAUAUAUAUUUCGACGAAUUCCAGCUGUGUUCCUUGGCCCUCCACGUCCGAGUAUGUGAGCCGAAAGGUGACGGUAUCUCUUCUGUGGAACACCUGUUGGAUAGUCUGGUACUCAGAGUCAGCGUGUGGGUGAUGGGCGUCUUAGCCUGUGCGGGAAAUCUCUUAGUGUUGAUCGGUCGCUUCGUGGUGAAGGAGCCCAACAAGGUUCACUCCUUCUACAUCAAGAACCUCUCACUCUCCGACCUGCUGAUGGGCGUCUAUCUUUUCAUCAUCGCCUCCUACGACGCCUCCUUCAGGGGGUCGUACAUCCGCCACGAGUACUCCUGGAGACGUUCGUGGCAGUGCAAUCUUUGUGGGUUCCUCAGUACACUCAGCUCAGAGGCGUCGGUCUUCACACUCACCACCAUCACGCUCGACCGUUACUUCUCCAUCGUACAUCCAUUGACCCUGAAGGAGAGGAACUUGCGUAUACCUGUUGGGGUGAUGAGUAUCACCUGGACCUUGGCCGCCCUCCUAGCUCUCCUCCCGCUCCUCGGCAUCCAGUACUACGGUGACAACUUCUAUGGCAGUAAUGGCAUGUGCCUUCCGCUGCAUAUCCACGACCCCUAUGCCAAGGCGUGGGAACACUCUGCCAUUAUCUUCAUUGGUUUCAACCUGGUAGCCUUCAUGUUCAUCGCUUACGCCUACGGGAGGAUGAUCUUAGCCAUUAGGGAGUCCCAGAUGUCGCUCAGGUCGACGCAGGAGAAGCAGGACAGAAUCCUAGUGAAGAGGUUCGCGUUCAUCGUGGGCACCGACUUCCUCUGCUGGAUGCCUGUUAUUGUUAUUAAAGUCAUCGCCCUGGGAGGUGUGGUGAUAGACAGGACCCUAUACGCUUGGAUGGCGGUGUUCGUCUUACCUGUCAACUCAGCUCUCAACCCCAUCCUCUACACUCUGGCUACCAAGAUCUUCAAGCAACAGGUGGUGAAGAUGGUGUUUCACAUGAGCAGGUGGCCGGUGUCGCCCCCCAGGACGGGCACAGAUUCUAACCCCUCCAACUCCUACGUGAUGAUUUACCGUGGCCGCUUCCAGACUGCACAGAUGUCAACACGCACCACUUCCACGUGGCUACAGAAGACAAGGGGUGGCCAGAGUCUUGAACACCGUGGCAUUUACGGGGCCGCCCACACCAACCACCCGCCCUGCACCUGCCCGCCCACCUGUGACAUCUAAGCCUUUGGCGACACCUGGGCUGUCAUCCUUAACCUUCCCUUCACCUGCGCCAUGUUAAGCUUUUAUACUCAAUGUGAUAUUUCAGCUUUAUCCAGUUGCCACACCCGACUACUGUGUUUUAACUCUCACUUAUGACAAUGGAACAUUCAUCGUAUUGGACGUCAUCCCUCAACGUGCGACAUCUGUAUGUCUUAAAUUCCUUGACAUCUGGAAGCAAUCAUGUGCAGUAUCAGAACUCCUUUCUUGCAACAAGUGAAUCCAUCUUAUCUGCGAGAACUAUAGUUUUUCUCAAACCAUUAAUCAAUUGAAUAUUUCAAAUGACCCAUGUAAACUUCCCAGAUUUAAUAUGAAUUUUUUUUAUUAAUUAAGUAACGAUAUUUAAACCACCCCGCUUUCAUGUGCCUCUUCAUCGACAUCUUAUCCACCCAUCCACCUGCAAUAUCAGAAGCAUACAAUCACUAUAUUUAUUUAGCUUCUCAUCUGAGUCUUAAGAACUUGCAAGAUAUAACAAGUUGAUCCCCUUCUACUGCAACAUAAGAGCUUAAUCAACUGACACCUGAGCUUGUAUGUACUCCUUUGACUUCUCACAUUAGCGAUAUUUGAUCUUUCCAAGCCAGUACUUCCUCUUCUGUAGUAUAUCAUUCCAUUUGUCACAACUGAACACUCAGUCAUACCUCUCCCUUGCGCCACCAGACACUGUGUUGUGUCAUCUUUACUUCAUUCAUUCUCUCUACUUACUUGUGAUAUCUUAACACUUACAUCCUCCGAGGCUCUACGCUUGCAGUAUCUCACCAUUCCUCUCGUGACAUAAGAGGCACCUCAACUGAUAUCUAUUUUUAACCUACACGAGCGAUAUCGAACUUUUCGUUUCCAUUUUUUCUACUUACAUUUCUUUAGUUCUUCAACCUCCAGCUUCAUGAUAUCCUCCCCAAACCUUUUAAAUCUAAACUAACACAUAAUUACCCUUAUCUCACAUUUAAAAUGGGCGCCUUUGAGCGCAACAAGGAAGCGUUGUCACCACAUCACUCGACCACCUUCACUUCCCCAACUGCAAAGUUAAAAUUAUCAGGAAGGAAUUAUGAAUUUUACUACGGAUAAAAACACAUUUUGAUAUUAUCUUUAAAUGUAUUGGAGACUUCGAUCAGUCAGCAGAAUCUGGUUUAACUGAAACACUCAUUUAUAUGUUUCUCAAGAGAACCUAAGUUCAGUCCUACUCUAAAAAGGUCCAAUGGUGUGUGUGUGUGUAUGUGUGUGUGUGUGUGUGACAAAUCUCCCAGUACCUGUCUAACUCUCAAUCAUAAUAAAUAGAUAGAAAAAUAAAUAUAUAUUCAAUAAAAUCAUAAUACAAGAUUACAAUUGGUAUGGCAAGUAUAUACACGUAUACGGUUCAGCAUGCAUAUACACAACGCAGGGAUACAGUGUAUAUACACCGUGGAUGUAUACUAUUUCCAGUGCACUGU